Molecule: messenger RNA, 1173 nt
Organism: Marmota monax (woodchuck)
Lineage: Eukaryota; Metazoa; Chordata; Mammalia; Rodentia; Sciuridae
Product: olfactory receptor 10A5
Exons: 2
Coding region: 208-1173 (321 amino acids)
Biological process (GO): G protein-coupled receptor signaling pathway
Cellular component (GO): membrane
Molecular function (GO): G protein-coupled receptor activity; olfactory receptor activity
Source: RefSeq, a predicted model, not a curated record
GUAAGAUUUGCUUGUUUCCUCCUCUGGAUUUUCUAGAAGAAACAGUUAUAGAGCUCUUAGAUGAAUGUCAGGCAAAGCCCAUGAAGGAAGAUGUCCCUAUUGGAUACAGAACCUGAUCUUCCUUUUCCUGAAACUAAGGGGGAAUUUGAGAAACAAAUGCAGAAUCUCCCAAUCAACAAUUUCUCUUCGUGACCACACUGGGAAUUUAUGCCUACAUCCAUGAUGGCAGAAAACUGGACAAGAGUAAGUGAGUUUAUCCUCCUGAGCUUCUCUUCCCUACCUACCGAAAUACAGUCACUGCUCUUCCUGACAUUUCUAACCAUCUACUUGGUCACUCUCAUGGGAAACAGCCUCAUCAUUCUGGUGACCUUGGCUGACCCCAUGCUGCACAGUCCCAUGUACUUUUUCCUCAGAAACUUGUCCUUCUUGGAGAUUGGCUUCAACCUAGUCAUUGUGCCCAAAAUGCUGGGGACCCUCAUUGCCCAGGACACAACCAUCUCCUUCACUGGCUGUGCCGCUCAGAUGUAUUUCUUCUUCUUCUUUGGGGUGGCUGAAUGCUUCCUCCUGGCCACCAUGGCAUAUGAUCGCUAUGUAGCCAUCUGCAGUCCCUUGCACUACCCAAUCCUCAUGAACCAAAGGACACGUGCCAAACUGGCUGCUGCCUCCUGGUUUCCAGGCUUUCCUGUGGCUACCGUCCAGACCACGUGGCUCUUCAGCUUUCCAUUCUGUGCCACCAACAAGGUGAACCACUUCUUCUGUGACAGCCCACCUGUGCUGAGGCUGGUCUGUGCAGACACAGCACAGUUUGAGAUCUAUGCCAUUGUGGGGACCAUCCUGGUCGUCAUGAUUCCCUGCUUGCUGAUCUUAUGUUCCUACACUCGCAUUGCUGCUGCCAUCCUCAAGAUUCCAUCAGCUAAAGGGAAGCACAAAGCCUUCUCUACCUGCUCCUCCCACCUCCUUGUUGUCUCCCUUUUCUAUGUAUCUUCAAGCCUCACCUACUUCCGGCCCAAAUCAAAUAAUUCUCCUGAGAGCAAGAAAUUGUUAUCAUUGUCCUACACUGUUGUGACUCCCAUGUUGAACCCCAUCAUCUACAGCCUGAGAAAUAAUGAGGUGAAAAAUGCCCUGACCAGGACCUUCCACAAGGCCCUAGCUCUCAGAAGCCACAUCUUAUAG